Babesia microti strain RI is the source of this 735-nucleotide messenger RNA. Its product is annotated as conserved Plasmodium protein, unknown function. NCBI's taxonomy places the organism in Eukaryota, Apicomplexa, Aconoidasida, Piroplasmida, Babesiidae. Bases 1 to 735 code for a protein of 244 amino acids. The transcript has 6 exons. The record is from RefSeq and is a predicted model, not a curated record.
AUGGAUGAUUUGCAACUUACACCAAUUGACGAACUUGAAGGGUACAAGUCCGAUGACGAUACCAGUCGUUAUCAAUUCUCUGAACAACCCACAGACACUGAAAGGGUAGACUUUCUAUCUAUUAAAGAUCGCAUUGAUAAAGUAUUUGAUUCGUUCUCCCGUGAAAUAGACCAUCAAAAGGAGAUAUUUGAUGAACUAGUCCGUAAGGCCACCUUCGAAAUUGAACAGAUUAAAGAAUCAAAAAUAAACAUACUUAAGGAAAUAGACGAAUUGAGAAACAAGUGUAAGCAUGUCACUAAUGACAUCGAAACUAUAGAGGGGCUUCUGGAUCGUUGGAAUGGAUUAGAUAAUGCCAGACGGGAAACAGAAAGGGCUAAAAAUCUGGUCCACGAUCUACAAAAGAAUCGUACACUGCUAAUCACACAGCACAAAGAGACGCUAACAGAGCUGCAAAAUAUUGGAAGUAAGAUUCCUCAGAAUGAAAGAUUACAUGCAUUAGAAUUGGCUCUGGGAAUUGAAAUGUCAUGCCGUGAUGGUUGUAUUGUCAUAAAAUUUUCACAAAUCGGUACAAAUGACCCAUACUUUAGCUUCAAAAUCGAAAACAAUCGCUACAUAGGCGUGGUAUGUGAGCCCUUACUAUCGGACUUCUUCUCUCUAAUAGAUUCACUGAACAAUGGGAUGACAUUUUCCCAAGUCUGUCUCAAAUUCAUCAAUAAGUGGUCCACAAGGCACUAA